Messenger RNA from Caretta caretta (loggerhead turtle), 1182 nucleotides. RefSeq names its product hydroxyacyl-thioester dehydratase type 2 (gene HTD2). Gene Ontology annotation, molecular function: (3R)-hydroxyacyl-[acyl-carrier-protein] dehydratase activity. Lineage: Eukaryota; Metazoa; Chordata; Testudines; Cheloniidae. The record is from RefSeq and is a predicted model, not a curated record. Gene Ontology annotation, cellular component: mitochondrion. Gene Ontology annotation, biological process: fatty acid biosynthetic process.
AUGUUGGCAGUACUCAGACCUAGAAUUUUUGGUGGAGAUUUCAAAAGAACCAUCCUAACAAAACCAAACAUUGCCAGCUCAUUGCGUAAAUCUCCCUCUCUUCAGUAUUUACAUAUACAAGUUGGAGACAAGGCUGAACUUACUAAAGCCUUCACACAGAAGGAUGUUGUUUGUUUUGCUGACUUAACUGGGGACACAAACCCGUUGCAUUUGAAUGAAAACUAUGCAAAGGAAACUAGGUUUGGGAGAACAAUUGUACAUGGAGUUUUGAUCAACGGACUUAUUUCUGCAGUUAUAGGUACUAAAAUGCCUGGCUAUGGUUGUGUGUUUCUUUCUCAGGAAAUUCACUUCCCAGCUCCCUUGUACAUUGGAGAAGAAGUCUUAGCUGCAGCAGAAGUGAAGAGACUGAAAAGAUCUGUUGCAUACAUUUCAGUAUCAUGUACUGUUAGGGAAAGUGAAAAGAUUGUUAUGGAAGGGAUGGUGAAAGUCAUGGUGUCGGAAAGUCAGCGCUCCUGAUUGCAUGGUGCUUUAUUCUUUAGUAAAAUUCAGAAAUAUGUGGGGGGGUUACAUUUAUGAUACCUCAGACCUUGGUAAGAGGAGGUCACAGCUUGCUGUCAAUUUUGAGAGCUACUCUGCUUUGUAGGUAAGAGAUGUAAAACAUCACUUUUGAUGGCUUUUAAGGACACAUGAAGAUCAAUAUGAUCCAUACUUAACUUACAUCUAUUACUAUCAUGUGCAGCCAAGCCUAUUCUCUUUCCUAGCUCAACUUUUUGUCACCAAAAUAAACACUACUGUUUACUGGAACCUUUUAAAAAGGAACGUUUACAUCACGUAAUGUUCUGGAGUUGGUCAAGAGACUCCUGUCACCUGACUAGUAAACGUUGAGCCAAGAUAUUUGUCACAGAUAAAUGAAUAGAGUAUUCUCUUGGUUCCUUUUUACCAGUGCACAGUAUGUGCCACUUUUCACAUAUCUAAUAUGUUGAGUUUUGAACUCUUACUUGGUUUGAGGUUCUAGGUAUAUCAAAGGGCCACAUCUCCCACCCCCUUACUUAUAUGAAUUCAGUUAAUUGAAGUCCAAGGGACUAUGUGGGUGAAUAAAGCAAGCAGAAUUUGGUUGAUAUUAACACAUGCACAUGUCAUCUUCUCCCCUGACUUACAAGAAUAAAAAGCUUUUUAUUCAAA